ACCAUCAUUAUAAAAACAGUCGCAGUCGUGGAUACCCACGGUGAUUUUCCAGAGCCAGCGUCAGUGCCAAAGUGUGCCAAUACAACACCGCCUUAUCAGCGGCUCACCAAAGCUCUGCAAUGCGAUCCAAGAUGCGGACACGAGGUAACCGUUGGCCGGCGCAUAGGACUCUACAGAUUUUGUGGCGAUAUAGGACGUGGCAAUUUUUCCAAAGUCAAAUUAGCUGUACACCAGCUAACCAGAGACAAAGUGGCCAUCAAAGUAGUUGACCGUGCUGGUUUAGAUGCUAAAGCAUUGCGUAUGCUUUCAAGUGAAAUUGCUACACUUGAAUGUGUUCAUCAUCCUAAUAUUUUAAGGCUUUUCGAGGUAGUCGAAACUUUGGGUCGUGUUUAUCUAGUCACCGAAUGGAUACGUGGUGGUGAAUUAUAUAAUCAUAUCACCCAAGGUGGUCCAUUACGUGAAAUACAUGCCGCACCACUAUUUAAACAAUUGUUAUUGGCUGUGAAACACAUGCACAGUUUGGGUUACGUACAUCGUGACAUUAAGGCUGAGAAUGUAUUACUGUUGUCAGAGGAUCGCUUAAAACUGGCUGACUUUGGUUUUAGCACACAAUUAAUUAAUGGUGCCAAUCAAAAACUGGACACAUUUUGUGGUUCACCGCCAUACGCAGCACCGGAACUAUUUUCCGAUGAUCAUUAUAUUGGGGCACCGGUGGAUGUAUGGGCUUUAGGUAUACUGCUUUACUUUAUGGUGGUUGGCAACAUGCCAUUUCGAGCGCCAACAAUACCCGGCUUAAAGGCAGCCAUAUUAAAGGGAGACUAUUUAUUGCCGGGACAACUAAGUCUGCCAUGUAUAAGACUAAUACAACGCAUAUUAAUCCAUAUCCCAGCGCGCAGACCCACCAUCGAUGAUAUGCUCAAUAGCCAAUUUGUAACCCAUCCAAAAUUAAGCAACGACUUAAUGCAACACGAAAUUAACAUGCGCUCUAAGCCGGUCAAACGUUCCGGUUUCUGGGUACGCUCCAAAUCGCGGCGCAUGCGCAAACAGUACUCUUUGCGAGAACGUUACAUGGAACUAACCAACAAACCACCCAUAAAUAUGAACACCAAACGCACAGACGGCUUUUUUGUGGACAAUUUUCUGCAGCCCAUUGAGUUGACACCCAACGAUAUACCAUUGGAGGUGAUUAAGGAACAAUCCAAAAAUAAUACACCCAAAAGAUCGUUUUUGUGUGGUACUCUAAAGAAAAAGGUGGGACCCAUGGAGGCCACCGAAAAGGAAAAACAAUUAACGAAUGGUACGUUGAGUAACCACAAGUCACAAUGGAAUGCCGUGUUGGCGGCAGAUUGUCCUCUGUUUAAGAACUAUGAUGGCGAAAAUGGACAUUUCAUAAUGUUUCCCACGCCCACAGAUGAUUUGAGCCAGGUACAGCCUCUGGAGUCAGAGACCAGACAGAUUCUCGAAGAGCUGGGCAUCACCAGUGAAAUGUUGCAGCAGGCCUCACAAAAUGCUCCACGUAGUGAUAUUAUUGGAGCUUAUCGUAUUGUUAUAAAUCGUUUGCAAAAGCAAUCUUGGCUGGCGCGUAAGCAUGUGGAGAUGGCUUUGCAAGAGAUGCCGGGUAAGACGGAGAAGAAAAUUGAGAGAUCAUGUUGUAUACUGUAGAGAGGGGGAGGGUGAUAGAGAUAGAGAGAGAGUUUUGGGAGUUUAUAAGUGUUAAAACACAAUUAAGGCGUUAAAGUGAGAAGCAAACAAAACAAAACAAAAUAAAGUAAAUUAUUUCUAAUUAAAUUUUUACACCCAGAAUGUUUGUUGUCUCAGAAUGUUUCUUACAAAUAAAUUUAUUACAUCUCGAAUAUUUAUUUCAAUAUUUGACCGCUUUGCACCCCAGAUUUUUUCACGACUAGAAGGAUUGAGAUAUUGCCAAAGAACUCUUUACGUGCUAUGUAGGAAUUUAUUAAAAGUAAGAGGAUGUUUUUAGAAAAAUAUAUAGACCAUGGUAAAAAACGAAGAUGUCAAAAUCACACAUAUGUACCCUUCAAAAUGGCAUAUAACAUAAAAAAAUAACCAUAUGCGGACAUCACUACGUGAUAAAACACAAAAGACCCAUGUCUCCUAGUUUUGUCCAAAAUCAAGCACUUUUUAUGUUCCCUCAAAGAUUUGGGGCCUCUGUGUAAUUUUUGCAAUAAUUUUCUCAGGUUCAUAUCAUGCAAACAGGUCGGAAGUCCUUGCCAUUAGGAACAAAAAUUGUGAACAUCUAUAUAUAUAAAAAUUAAAUGGUCCAUAUAUGUAAUGCAACACUAGGGUGACCCUUAAUAAACGAACAUUGGAUUUUGGCCAUUCUCACCCCCCCAGUUUGGUGAACAUUAGUAAACAAAUCAUCCUGAAAAAAAUUUUAGGUAAAUCGGUUGGGGUUAAGAUGUGCCGCAAGCCCUCUGAAGUUUUGAGAUGCAUUUACAAGGGGGAAAAUGCAUUUUUUCAGUUUUUGUAAAAAUUUUGCCAUUGAAAAAUUACAUUUGCAAUUUCAUUUAAAAGAAUAGAAAUGUGUACGUAAUUGUCGUUCUAAUGAGACAUAAAAAACCGAAAUUGGUCAAAAAAUGUUAAAGUUAUUAAAAAUUCGGCAGGACAUUACCCUGUCUCAGGCUACUAUAACAAGAAAUGUAUGAACAAAAUUAACAUAUUUUGAGAAAUAUUAAAAUAAAAGCUCAUUUUUACUUAAAACAUAUCCAUUUUUAAUUGUAUAUGAGCCUUUGUCUUCAUAGGAUACCGUUAACCUAUUGGCAGGUAUGACCAAGAAAAUAAAAAAUUUUUAACGGCAGUUUCAAAAUUCCUUAUUCAAAUUUUUAAAAAUUUUGUUAAACAAAUUUCAGAAUUUUUUUAUCAUCUCAUUGUGAUUUAUUUAGAAUAUAAUAGGGAAUAAAAAGGGAAUUAUAGUUUUUCCGUACCUGCGAUUUAAAUUUUGAAAUUUUCGAGAAAAACCAAUAAUUUGGGCAUUUUUUUGCGAAUGAGCUCUAUUUCAUUACUGUUGUGAAUUUUAAAUAAAACCUAUGCAGUAUAUUAUAGUCCAGAUAAUUAUAAAUAAACUCUGAACGUUUUACUAAAAUUGGAAAACACUAAACCUUAAAUCGUGAAGGUCAAAUGUCAAAUUUUUCAAAAUUUGGAAUUUCUAAUUUAAAGAUAUAGAAAUGUUAUUUAUUUUUUAGGCCGAUUAAAAAAAUUAUAACAUAAACUCUAAGGUUUAUAAUAACGGCACAAUAAUGGAAAUUAACACUUAAUGGCACUUUGGGUUAAAAUGACCCCAAACUUUUAAAAUCAUAAUUUUUUUAAGGUUUUAGAAGUUUGCGGUCAUUUUAACCCCAAGUGCUAUAUAGGGUUAAUUUGAAUUUUUCUGCUGUUUUUGUAAAUACUAGGCUUUGUGUUAUAUUUUGGUUAAGUUUCAUCAAAAGCGGCCCAAAAAUAUACAACAUUUCGAUAUCUUUCCAAGAGAAAUUCCGAAUAUUGAAAAAUUUGACCUUUGACCUUCACGAUUUAAGGGUUAAGGUUUUCCAAUAUUAGUAAAACUUUCUGAGUAUAUUUAGAAUUAUCUGUGCUAUAAUAUUCUGAACAUUACAGUAAGGAAAUUGGGUUUAUUCGCCAAAAUAUGUCCAACAAAUUAGUUUUUCUCGAAAAUCGCAAAAUUUAUUUCGCAGGUACGGAAAAACUAUAAGAGGUAUUGACAUACUUUUUUUCAUAUUUUUAUUCCUGUUAUGUUGUUUCCUAUUUGGUUGAUUUUUCUUUUAUUCGAUUCGAAAUUUUCAGGGGAUGGUUUGUAAAGAAAAAAAAAAAUUAAAAAUUUUGUGUAAAACUCGGAUUUCUUUUUGAGUCCAGUCAACUGUAAUAAAAAAGCUCACUAAAGUAUGCAGUACAAAUUUAGAUAUUUUAUUUGCGAAUAAAUAAGAAUAAAUUUGAGAAACUUGACGAACUUGACGAACUAACAUUAGUAAAUGCUACCGGGCGAAGCUAUCUUCAAAAUCAAAAUCGCGAAAGACUUUAAACAAUUUGAUUUAUUUACCUUUUUUCCCCUGAUCAGGUCCAUAGGUAGCAAACCGUUCAAAAUUCAAGAAAACAAUAAACUACAAAAAUGUACCUAAGAUCUCAAUAAACAACUUUCUAGAACAUAUGAACUUCCUAGGAAUGAUUCUAAACACCAUUCAAUAUAAGUUAGUAGGAAAAAACUAAAGGAAUUAAGUAUUUUGGGCCAUAAACUAUUAAAUUAUUAUAAACUAAAGCAUACUUUUAGGCAGGGUUAAAAAAACUUAUUUCUAAAUUUAUUUCGAAUUUUUUAAAGUUUUUUGCGAUUUUGAUCUUGAAGAUGAAGUUUUUUUGAUUUUAUAUGUUCACAAUUUUUGUUCUUUAUGACAAGGGCUACAACUUUACCUCAGCGAGUAAAUCGAAAUUCUGCACUGUUUACAAGAUAUGAGCCUGAGAAAAUGAAUCCUUUUUGGCAAAAAUGACACCGAGGCCAUAAAAUGUUUGGGGGCCCAUAAAAAAAGGUGCAUGACUUUGGGCAAAACUGGGAGACAUGGGUCUUUUUUUUGUCUUUUAUCACGUAGUGGUAUCUGUAUAUGGUUACAUUUCCAUGACUCAAAAAAUUACACACAGUGUAAGUUAUUAAAAACAAAAGAUACGCCAUCUAUUAUAAAUCCUGAAUUUUUAAGCCAUACACCCAAUAUUUGUGAAAUCUUAAUUUUUAUGAAUUUUUAAUCAAUUGAAGUGAUUAAGUUUUUACAAUAUAUUAAGGUUUAGCCUGUUUUAAAAUCUAAAACCAUUAAAAAACACUUUGAAAGAUUAACACCUGAACUAUUUAUAUUAAAAAUAUUGUUUAAACGAAAUCAGUAGUUAAGGCUUUAAUUGUGUUUGAAACUCCCCUUUGAAAUAACAGUUUGUUUUUGCAAGAUUUAGCAAAAAUGAAAAGAAACAUAAACAAAUCUAUAAAACUUAAAUACAAUUUUGAAAAAAAGGUGCCACAUUUUAAACAAAAAUAAUAAUAAUAAAUACAUUUAACAAAAUAAAUAAAAAAACAAUACAAGAAUUUUACCAAAUAUUGCAACAAAAUAGAAAAAUGAAACGCAAAUAAUUUUUUUUAAAACAAAUAAUAACAAAUCUUUUUCGUAGUUUUUUAAAACAAUGAUCUCUUUCAUCAUUAAAUAAAACGAUAUAAAAUAA
Molecule: messenger RNA, 5202 nt
Organism: Calliphora vicina (urban bluebottle blowfly)
Lineage: Eukaryota; Metazoa; Arthropoda; Insecta; Diptera; Calliphoridae
Product: sperm motility kinase 2B
Exons: 7
Coding region: 301-1662 (453 amino acids)
Biological process (GO): protein phosphorylation; intracellular signal transduction; microtubule cytoskeleton organization
Cellular component (GO): cytoplasm
Molecular function (GO): ATP binding; protein serine/threonine kinase activity; tau-protein kinase activity
Source: RefSeq, a predicted model, not a curated record